Messenger RNA from Cydia pomonella (codling moth), 1581 nucleotides. RefSeq lists its product as uncharacterized. The record is from RefSeq and is a predicted model, not a curated record. Bases 174 to 1163 code for a protein of 329 amino acids. Lineage: Eukaryota; Metazoa; Arthropoda; Insecta; Lepidoptera; Tortricidae. The transcript has 2 exons. Gene Ontology annotation, molecular function: nucleic acid binding; zinc ion binding.
UAUAUGUAUAGAUAUGGAGGGUAGAACCAGUCUUGCAAUAAAUGAUAUUCUGAACGCACGCCUAUUAUUUGUCACUGGCGAACGAGGCGUGGUUUUGUUACUUUAUUUUAGUAAAUACGUGCUUAAAUCAAGUAUUAUCCAGUGUACGUGUGAUAUAGGUAGUGUUAAAAACAAUGGGCGUCGGAAAAAUACCAGAGUUCGACGUGAAAACGGGAAAUUGGACUAUGUACUGUGAGAGGUUAGAAAUGUAUUUCCUCGCGAACGAUAUUAAGGAUGAAGUGAAGUUACCAACACUAAUCGCCGUAAUGGGAGAAGAUGCAUAUCACUUGUUAUCUACGUUAGCAAGCCCCAGCCAACCUUCAUCUUUGACCUUCACUAGCGCGGUGACACUGCUCAAAAAUCACUUACAACCGAAACCCUCCAUCUUGGCCGAGCGCUACAGAUUUCGGCAGCGGCGCCAGGCAGAGGGAGAAAGUGUAGCCGAGUAUGUGGCGGAACUGAAGAAGCUAGCAAAAACAUGCGAUUUUGGGUCGUCUUUAGAAGAAAAUCUCCGCGACCAACUUGUUUGCGGCAUUGUAAGUGAGUCGACGCGGCAACGAUUGUUCGCGGAGGACGGCAUCGGCUACGCGAGGGCGGUCAGUUUGGCUACGACAUUGGAGGCGGCAGAAAAGAAUGCAGUCGCGGUAGAUCGAGACGCUAAUAAUGUUAACACGGGUGUAAAUAAACUGGAAGCGAACCAUAAAUGUAUGGCGUGCGGGGAGAUUGGGCAUAAAACGGAAGGUUGUAAAUAUAAAAACUUUGAAUGUAGUUGGUGUAAAAAUUUAGGCCACUUAAGAAGGAUGUGCCCUGAGAAAAAUGCAAGACUCGGAGUGACGGGAACGGCGGGUAGCCAGUCACAAUCACGCGGAGACGGCGUGACCUAUAACGGUAGCGGAGCACGCGGGAACCGAUCAUCUGGAAGAGGCGGUAGCGGGCGCGGGCGCGGACGCGGAGGUCGCUCGGGCCGCCGGGGCACAAACAACUAUUGGGUGCACGCGCACCAGGGAUUAGCUGACGUGGCGAGCGAUCACGGCGGGUAUGCGUCGGCGCUGGACAAUAGUGAUUUGGAUGAUGACAACGAACCUAUGUACCAAAUGUCAUUAAGCAAAUAUAAACCGGCAUGAGUCAUUGUUUGACGGCACCCUGGGGCGGUACACGGGCGGCACGGUGCGGCUGCAUGUACGCCCGGGCGCCGGUCCGGUGUUUUGCCGCGCGCGCCCGGUCCCGUUCGCGCUGCGGCCGCGAGUUGACGCUGAGCUUGACGCCAUGCUCGAGGCGGGCGUCAUCCGGCCCAUCAGCCGUUCCGACUGGGCCACUCCUCUGGUGAUUGCUCGUAAGGGGGACGGCGGAAUACGACUGUGUGCGGACUAUAAGGUGACCCUUAAUCCUAACUUAUUGGUCGAUAGGUACCCGGUUCCAAAGGUCGACGACCUUUUUAGCACACUCAGUGGACAUAAGUUUUUCACUAAAUUAGACUUAUCACAAGCUUAUAAUCAACUUGUUCUGGAUGAGGCGUCCACGGAGUAUACAGUAAUAAAUACA